AUCCUUCAUGACCUCUCCGCUCGCUCGGGCAUCUCGAUCGCUUCUUUCUUCUUUCCGCGCGAGACCGAUUCCUGCCCGACUUAUUCACGCUGCGCCUUGCUCGACGAUCGCGAUGGAAAAUACUCGGUUUGGAAAGUUUGAGGCUGCGCCUUUGCAAGCGAACUUUAUCCCUAGUUUGCAACAACCGACUCAACAAGUUCUCUGGAUUGGAUGCUCGGAUAGCGGAUUUCAAGAAACGACAAUUCUCGAUCUCCUUCCUGACGAAAUGAUGGUACACCGGAAUAUUGGCAACAUGAUUAUUGAGGGCGAUUUAUCUUCUGAGACUGCUGUGAGAUAUGCUGUCUCUGUUCUUGGAGUGAAACAUAUAGUCGUCUGUGGACAUUACGGAUGUCAAAUAGUGAAGGCUGCGUCAAGGAAUGGAUUGCAGGGACCAUGGCUAAGCAAGCUUGAUUCUCUACACUCGUCCCACAAAGAUACCAUCGAUCGACUCCCCGAAGCAGAAUCCGAUCGCGCGUUUGUCAAGUUAAAUGUUCUGGAUCAGUUGCGCUCUUUGCGUCAAUUCCCCGAGGUUUACGAUGCGGCGAAGUCGGGUAGCUUGCAAUUACAUGGAAUUGUAUACGAUACGCAUACUGGGGAGGCAACUCGGUUGCUUGAGGGCCCCGAGUGUCGGAUUUGACGAUCAUGCAUAUAUAUGUAUAUAUAU
This is a messenger RNA of Penicillium pulvis, 703 nucleotides long. RefSeq names its product putative carbonate dehydratase. Gene Ontology annotation, biological process: cellular response to carbon dioxide; cellular response to oxidative stress. The record is from RefSeq and is a predicted model, not a curated record. Bases 8 to 676 code for a protein of 222 amino acids. Gene Ontology annotation, molecular function: zinc ion binding; carbonate dehydratase activity. The transcript has 3 exons. Lineage: Eukaryota; Fungi; Ascomycota; Eurotiomycetes; Eurotiales; Aspergillaceae. Gene Ontology annotation, cellular component: cytoplasm.